AUGAAAGUCAAAGCCUUUAUUCCCGCGGUUAUAUUGCUCUGUUUUGGGGUUCUGUUGGGUUUAGGGACUUCGAGAUUGUUGCAGAUUACUGAUGAAGGUAAGGAGUUGAGGAAUUACAUAAGUUGGGAAGACUUGAGAGUUGUGGAAGAUGUCGAAACAAAGAGGAGUUCUAGCAUCAAGGUGAACAAUAAUAACUGGUUGAUAUCAAACGCAAACGCAAACGCAAAGGCUACGAACGCGAGCAGAGUGAUUGUGGUUGAUAAGAAAGGAAGAGGAGACUCUGUUACAGUUCAAGGAGCUGUUGAUAUGGUUCCUGAUUCCAAUUCACAGAGAGUUAAAAUCUUCAUCCUUCCUGGAAUUUACAGGGAGAAGGUGAUCGUGCCGAGGACAAAACCAUACAUUUCGUUCAUAGGUAAUGAGAGUUAUGCGGCAGAGACGGUAAUUAGUUGGAGCGACAAAGCUUCAGACCGAGAUAGCAAAGGCGGUGAACUCGGCACUUACAGAUGCGCCUCUGUUACGAUUGAGUCUGAUUUCUUCUGUGCCACUGCCAUCACUUUCGAGAACACGGUGACGGCAGAGCCAGGAGAGUUAGGGAAGCAAGCGGCGGCGUUGAGGAUUACAGGGGACAAAGCAAUGUUCUAUAGAGUUAGGGUUUUGGGAUCACAAGACACUCUCAAUGAUGCAACUGGUUCUCACUACUUUUACCAGUGUUAUAUCCAAGGAAACGUAGAUUUCAUCUUUGGCAACGCGAAAUCACUUUACCAGGACUGUGAUAUUCGCUCAAUCGCAAAGAGAUAUGGAGCGAUCGCAGCUCACCAUAGAAGCAUAGAGAAUGAUGAUACUGGUUUCUCGUUUGUGAACUGCGAUAUCAGCGGUUCCGGGAAGGUUUUCCUGGGAAGAGCUUGGGGAAACUUCUCGAGAACUGUUUAUUCCAACUGUUUCAUUGAUGAUAUCAUCAUUCCUGUGGGCUGGAAUGACUGGGGCGACCCUGACAGGCAAAGUAAGGUGCUGUUCGGGGAGUAUAAUUGCAAGGGAAGAGGAGCAGAGAGACGAGGUCGAGUACCGUGGUCGAAGAGUUUUACACAAGAUGAAGUGAAGCCUUUUCUGGGGAGAGAGUUCAUAUAUGGAGAUCAAUGGCUGAGACUCUAAACCCUUUGUUAAACUUAAGCUAAAGCUAACAGGAGAUGAUGAUGACCUAAUUAUACAUUUGUAAUUACUUUACUAAA
This is a messenger RNA of Eutrema salsugineum, 1226 nucleotides long. RefSeq names its product pectinesterase QRT1. The transcript has 5 exons. The record is from RefSeq and is a predicted model, not a curated record. NCBI's taxonomy places the organism in Eukaryota, Viridiplantae, Streptophyta, Magnoliopsida, Brassicales, Brassicaceae. The coding region runs from base 1 to 1149 and encodes 382 amino acids. Gene Ontology annotation, biological process: cell wall modification. Gene Ontology annotation, molecular function: pectinesterase activity.